This is a messenger RNA of Nezara viridula (southern green stink bug), 6036 nucleotides long. The record is from the annotation of a GenBank genome assembly. NCBI's taxonomy places the organism in Eukaryota, Metazoa, Arthropoda, Insecta, Hemiptera, Pentatomidae.
GGAAAAUAUUAUUAAAAGGAGUUUUAAGAUCAUUUAUUUUUUAAAUUUAAUAUCUGUUAUUAGAUAUGAACUGUCACUUUCUAGUGUCAAAAACUGCAUCGACUCUCAACAAAGGAGAAGUAAUUUCCUAAGAUUCAAGUUUAAUAAUUCAAAAUUUAGUUUCUGAUAAUACAAGACUGUUCAUGUUUCAUGAAACAUUUUUAGUGAUUGAAUCAGUGUUCGCUAAUGGCCGACUGUUUAGGUGAUUUGCAAGUUUAUAUGGUUUCGUGCGUUUAAAAAUAAUUGAUAAUACCUACGAAUGUGUCAUGAUAUAUAAUAUGAUAAUUAGUUUAUUGUAACCUUGAAUCCAGUCACAUCUAGCUAUGAAAUUGUUGAAAUUAUCUCCCUAAAUUAUGCCCCUAAUCAGCGAUCCAUCGUUCUAGUAUCGAUUGAAUUUAUGAUUAAUAAAUACGCCGCCAUGGAAGAAUGGUGUAUUCGUUCCUUUACUAAUGAAAUCUCCCAUUUUAAGCAAUGGAUAGCUUAAAUAUUCAUUCUAAGAGCCGAAGUCCUUCUCCAAGCAGAUUUUCAGGUUCAACCCCUAAAUCUGGUAAUGCAGGGUCAUUGCGAGAGCCAAGAAUGAGUAGAUGUAAAUCUCCCGUGAGUAGCAGACAUGAGCGCUGUAGUUCCAUUGAUACUGCUAUUCAAAGAACUGAAAAUUUUGGCAAUCAUGGCUUUGGAGAAGAAACACUUUUAAAUACAACACAAGAAGAUGAUAUGGAUGGGAGUGUCUUAAAUGGUUCCAUGGAUUUGGGAGAUGAUGGAGAUGGAAGUAAAACACGGGCAGCCAUUGAACACAUGUACACGAAAAUAGCUCGGACAAAGGAUCUUAUUAAAGGAGAACAGACAGCUAGAGAUGACAAUGUAAAUGAAUAUCUCAAAUUGGCAUCCAAUGCAGACAAGACCCAAGUUCAGCGUAUUAAAGCAGUUUUUGAAAAAAAGAAUCAAAAGUCAGCUCAGUGUAUCCAACAACUUCAAAAGAAGCUAGAAAGUUACAAUAAGAAAUUAAAGGAACUCGAAACGAAAGGAGUGCAAGCUCACCACCACCGCCAACCAAGAGAAGUCCUGCGGGACAUGGGCCAAGGAUUGAAACACGUGGGUGGUAAUAUUCGAGAUGGUAUAACUGGUUUGUCUGGAUCAGUGAUGUCAAAACCACGUGAGUUUGCUCAUUUGAUUCGGAAUAAAUUUGGAAGUGCUGACAAUAUUAAUUCUUUGUCACGAAAUGGUGAAUCUGAUUCGUUAGAAGAAGAGAAGACACAUCAUGGAAGUGCAACGCUUCCUGGUGGUUGUAGUCUUAACUCUGGUCUCAAAUUCACAUCAGAGAAAGGAAAUACUAACAAGGCUUAUGAUUUCAUUGACCGUCAGAAGUUAUAUAAUAUUCUGAUUGAGCAGAGGAUACCAAGAAAGGUAGUAAAAGUGGAAGGGUCCGAGUGCAGUUCCGUUACUAGUGAAAGUAUGCCUGGAGGUGCCCAAACAACAUCUCCACCAUCUUCUACAACUCAUCCUCAAAAUGUCGCCAACAUACCGAACGUCGAAAUGUUAUACGCCGAACUACGUGUCAGAAAACAUGAAUCUGAAAGGAUGAGAGAACAGCUCGAAUCUAUAAAGAAAAUGAUGGAAAAAGAAGUGAACGACCUCACUCAAGCAUUGACUGAAGAAAGAUUUAGGUGUGAAAGGCUUGAAGAACAAGUCAAUGACCUGACGGAACUGCAUCAGAAUGAAGUCGAAAACUUAAAAACGGCCAUUUCUGAUAUGGAGGAAAAAGUUCAAUACCAGAGCGAGGAGAGGUUGAGAGAUAUCCAUGACAUGUUAGAAUCUUGCCAGACAAAGAUUUCCAAAAUGGAACAUCAGCAAGCUCAGCAUCAACAGUACCUUACACUUGAGGGAAUCGACAAUUCCUACGCCAGAGCAUUUUUAGUGAAAUUAAUCAACGUUGUUCUUACAGUACUUCAGGUUAUUCUGCUAGUGGUUGCUACAGCUGCAGGAAUUAUAAUGCCAUUUUUACGAACUAGGUUACAUAUACUUACUACUGCAAUUCUGGUAGUCGCAUUUGUAAUCGUCAUGAAGCAGUGGCAUGAAUUAACAGAACUAUCGACACAAUUAACAUCCCGGUUCAGAAUAUUUUCCCAAGGAUGAAUAUAAAGCAGUCUUGAGGAUAAGCAUUCGGCUUGAUUUUCUGUUGAUCUCAAAAGGAGGCUCUCUCUUCCUCGCUCAAGUGCCCUUUGACCUGUGCAAUAUAUAUAUGUGUAUAUAUAUCACAUAUUUAAUAUAUGUAUAUAUAUAUACAGUCUUAUAUACACAUAUUCAUAUACAUACUAACCAUAUGAUGUCUAAAUACUGAAGCAUAAUAACGUAUGCAUCUGGCCCAAUUUAUGUGAUACUAUUUCUAGCACUAAUUCAUUUGAUGUAUGCUUGUUUAAAAUCUUAUUACAUGACACAAUUGAAAAAAAAAAAUUAACUGCUAUGUACUUUUGGCUUGUCCUUAAAAAACAGAUCCAGUAUGAGUGUGCGCGCGCGUAAGUUCCAUUUUUUUUUAUAUGUGUGUUUCAUUUCUUUGUAAUCCUAUUCCACUCUGCCUUAAGGCAUUUUAAAUUGUUAUUUGUUGAGCCUUUAUUGUGAUUAUUGUAAAUCUGUACAUAGCUAAGAUAGUAGUAGAUAAAUUGACCACUUGGUUAUAGCUUUGAUUAUAUCGAACGAAUUUACUUCCUUUGUGUGUUAUAACUAUUCACAGAGGUUUAAAUUUAAUAAUCAUAUCACAUUAUUUCUCUGACGUAUUUUUUAUGUAUUUUAAUCAUACAAUAUGAAUUUUUUUUUCACUUAUUUUUGAAAGAUUACAUUCCACAUUAUAUUUUAAAUUAUUUUCUGGAUAUUUCUUAUUGUUUUUAAAACUUGUAUAUCUAGAAUUUUUUUUUAAGUUAUUAAUCUUGAUAAUGUUUUGUGUUUUUUAAAUUAUUUAUUUUUAUGCUAUUUUCUGUUUCAAGAUUAUUUGAUAAUCUUAUAAAAAAAAUACAUAUAUCCUGAUAUUUUAUGAAAAUCCUAUCAAAAGUAAAGAGAGCUAUUUAAAUUAAGACAAUUAAGUAUUAAUGUAAUAUAAAUAUAUUUAUAUAUGUAAAGGUAUAUUUUGCACACUGUGUAUGCAAUUAUUUAAAUUAAUCUGUUUAAAGUCCCUUGCAAAAAUGAAAUAGAACAUUAUAAUUUUAAAUAGAGCAGUUAAUCUUAUUGCGUGUUUUAUAAAUCAAAUUUUUGAUACGCAUAUUUUUGAAAAAAAAUUCAUUUAUCAAUUGCUAAAAUCUGAAAGAUUUUGUUAUAUAAUGUAAUAAAAUGAGGGUCUUACAGUGUAUUGAUUAAAAAGAUUUAAACUUACAGCUAUAUUAUAGUCAAAAUUUUAUACCUUGAUGAAUUUGGGCUAAGAUUGUCUAAUUACGAUAGGCAAUCCCCAUCUUAUUUUUUUUUAAUUGUUAAGCUUAUGUCAAAGUCAAAUAAACUAAAAGGAAGUGCAAAUGAAUUCUUGUCUUUUUUCCAAAAAUGAAUAAAUAUUUUAUUAUCUUUUUCUAUUCCAAAUACUGAAUAGAGAUUGUGUUUUAAGUUGAAUCUAUAUUAGAAGAGUUUUAUAGGUUUCGGGUAAUGGUGGCCAGUUUAUUUGUUGUCUUAGUGUAAUUAAUUUAAACUAAGUUUUUUUUUUCUCUUUCUGCGAUAAAAGUUAAUGAUUCAUUUGUAUUUGAGAGAUAAUAUAUCUUUAUUCAUUCUUUACAAAUUUAGUAAGACUAAAUUUUAUUGCUAUGGCUCAAAGUAUUCAUAAAUCCAAUGAUUUCGUCUAUAAAAACCAAAAAGAAAAAAAAAAGGAAAAUAUAUCUAUAUGUAGAUAAAGGAUAAAGAAAAAAGGAUUUAUAUACUUACCGUGCAUGUGAUAAAAAAAAAAAGAAAAGAAAAACAUGUUGAAAUAUAUAUUUAAAAAAAAUAUUUUAUACUUUGAAAGUUCUUCAAUCUAGCAAUAAAUAUAGUUUACUGUAUGAAAUGGCGAUAAUUACAUGUACAACUUAGAAACUUGGAUUUGCUUGACCUCUCCCUUAAGUUGUAAAAUAACUUUUUGGUCUUGGAAUUUACUUAAAAUAAUUUGUGCAAUCGUUUAUGAUUUAUACUUUUAUAUUUUAUUAUAUUAAAACUUUAUAUUUUUAAUUGAUGCUUAUUGAAUUAUAAUUUUUUAAAUUUAAGCGAUUUCUUUGUAUUCGGGCCUAAUGAGUUGCUACUCAUUUAGUAAAAGUCUGAUGAUAAUAUACCCUUAAUAAAACUCUGUGUGUUAAACCCUAUUUAACUAUGUAGUUUUGAAAAUUGUGAUAAUUAUAGUAGAAUACUUUAUGACUGUGCGCUUUUCAUUAGUCAAUUUUCUGUAGAUUUAAGUAGUUUUGAAAAAUAAUACUACUUUCAAGAUAGAUAAAGCAUUUCGGGGGAAAUAAUUUAAAGAAUAAGACAAUGCCCCUGCGAUAAACUGGGAAGGAAUUUUUUAUUGUGAUAAUAAGUUAUGCCUGUCAGACUCUUAUUUGGUCGUCGAGGAAGAUAGCUAUGAAAUUUGUAACAUUAGCAUUAGAUAUCCUUUGUCAAGUUUCCUAUGCCAGUUAUUGUUUGUAAAGCAUUUUCGAUUUUCAAAAUUUUUUUGUAUCUAGUGAUUUUUUAAAAAUUAUUUAUAUGCAUUGAAGAUAUUGUUUAUAAAAAUAUAAAAUUUAAAGACUAAUAAUGAAAUAAUGUUUUGUUUCCUAAUUUUUGUUUGGUAAAUAUUGUUUAAGUAGGAAUUGGAAAUAUGUGGAUGAAUGUAUGAAUGAGUGAGUGUAUGUGUAUGUGUGUGCAUGUCCGUCCCAUAUUUGAAUUACAUUUAAACUAUUCAAAUAUCUGAAAAAUCAUUAUUAUAUUUAUUUAUUAUUAUUUUUUUUUAUUGUAUCCAUUUACAAUUGAUAGAAUGUGUACUGUUGAAAUUGCAGUUUUAACCUGAAAUAGUUUAUUGUCUUUUUCUGUUUUAAAAUACUUACUGUGUAAUCACUAUUAUUAAGUAAGUAAUAAACCAUGUUACAGAUGAUUUUGUUGUCUAAGUUAUCAAAUAGGAGAAAUAAAAUGUUAUAUUUAUAUCAUUUUUCUUUUUAUUGUUUAAUAAUCUGUCCAUACAACCUAAAUCUAAAAAAGACAACCAAAAUAAUAACAUAAUCAAGAAAGAAGCAUAAGUAAUGAAAUAGUUCUUCGGUUUAUUGCAAAAAGUCAUUAAGUAACAUUUUAAUGAAUUUUAGAUAAACAAAUUUGAAGUUUCUGAUUCUUUAAAAAAAAUACAAAAAUAGCAAUUUGAUUAUGUAUUUUUUGUUAUUUGCAAUUCGAAAUGUGUAUUCUGUUUCUGACAAAUAAUUAAAAUACCUAAUAGAUACGUAACAAUAAAUAAAACUGAACCACGAUCACAUAGUGACUUUAGUUAAACAAAACACUGAGAAAAAAUAAAAUGGUAUAUAUUCGAUUAUUAUUUCACAACAAAUUUAUUGAAAAAAGUAUUCCAUUCCAAAUUUAUUUUUAAAAAUACAAAAUUUGUUUUAAGUGCUAUUAACUUACAAAUAAGGGAAAAGUAAACAUCUUGCAUUUUAAAAAUUUUUAUUGGUUAUUUUUUAAUAGAUAAAUUUAUAUAUAUAUCAGAUUAAAUCACAUAUUUUAAUAUAACCAACUGUCAUUCAAUUUUUUAUAGAAUUUUCGUUUAUACAUAGGUUAGUUUACUAUUUAAAAAUUACUUAUUGUUUUUUUGCGGUUUCUCUACAUUUUUUGGUUGCUCCUUCAAUUGCUUUAAUAAAUGCUGAUCGAACACCAUUUUCUUCAAGAUGAUGCAGUCCUUCACAUAACUCCAGGGUGUGUCUGAGUAUUAAGAACCAUUUUACCGGCACCAACUACAGUCUGAGCAGCCAAUUUAUAAGCCAAGUCCCUUGCCAUUCCCAUUCGAACUGCACCAUCUGAUAGCGCUUCAAUAACUGUGUAAAU